AUGGAUGAAUGGGGAGAAUUUAAUGGUUUCGCUGCACGGCUUCUCUUUUUCCUUCUCCCCCUCCAGGCUCCCUACUCUGGCCGGGUCUUCCUGCACGAAGGCUGGCCCUUGUGCCUCCAUGAGAAGGUGACCGUCCAUCUCAGCCCCUUGAACCCCCUUCUGCUCCGUCCGGGGGACUUCUACCUCCAAGCCGAGCCUUGUGGGGAGCAGUCCGCCUGCCUGGUGGUGAAGUGUCUCUCCAGGGACUUGACCACCGCCGAGAAGAUCUCCAUCCCCGAUGCCUCUUGCUCCUGGCUCUUCACCGACGCUUGGCUGGAGGACGUCAACCGAGACCUGGAGAGGCCCGCCCUGCGCACCUGCCUGGUGGCCACCGGCAACGGGAUUGUCCCCGUCCCCUGGAAUAAAAUAGCCACCCCGGAGUUCGUCCAGCUGCCCAAAGCAGAACAGCCCAUGGAGAAGGACUCCGGCCACCCUGAGGCUCACUGCAAGGCUGGGCCUCCAAGCCACCCCAGCGGGGAAGACCAGGUCUCCAAACCCUCUCCAGGGAAGUAUCCGGGGCUCAUCAAGGUAGACCAAGGCUCCUGGAAGAAGUCCACCCUCUUCGUGGUGCCCAGCCUCUGCGACAUCAUUAGCGAGAACCUGGAAGGCGAAUAUGUCAACCUGGUGGAGUUUUCGGAGGAGUCCCCAAAAGCCGAGAUGUCUUCUCCAGCGGUGGCCCCUCACCCUCUUCAACCGGAAGGCGAGAAGGGGCUUCUUCAGGCCAACGGGGAGACCGGACCUCCGGGGGAGGCCUGGAAUUGUGGGAAGGAGCAAGACUUGGAGGAAGGGCCCUGCACGCCCUGCCUGAGAAGGAAACUGAGCCCGGACUCCAAGACCCAUGAGCCACGGUGCCGCUACCGAGACUCCUACAUGGCGGCUCUCCAGAACCCCAUCAGCUUCAACUCGGGGCUGAUGGCGGCCAUAUUGGAGGAGAUGGACUUGAGCCAAGAAGCGUCCUCUUCCGAGGACACGGAGGCCCAGCCGGAUGAAGGGUCAGGCCAGAUGAUCUCUACGAACCUCCCGGAACACCCCAACAAGGACAGGAAAGCAGAAGAAAGUCCUAAGGCGGCGGCCACCAAACUCACAAAGUCUCCGGCCGAAGGUCCUGCGUCCAGCAGCAAAUUCUCCUUCCUGAAAGGCCACCGUCCCACGGCCUCUUCUGGGGAGGGGCCCGGCUCCCCCGAAAAAGCUGGGAAGGGGCCCGAAGGUCCUCGGAAGAAAACGUUGAUGGUCUCCUCCCCCAAAGGAGCCAGAGCAAAGCCGGCAAGAGGU
Messenger RNA from Thamnophis sirtalis, 1311 nucleotides. The record is from RefSeq and is a predicted model, not a curated record. Lineage: Eukaryota; Metazoa; Chordata; Lepidosauria; Squamata; Natricidae.